AUGUCAGAUGUAACUCAAUCAACCGAGAUGCCUGUUGCGCAACCGAUGGAAGUGACAGAAGAGGCUGUACCUACCAUUGUUCACUUCACGGAUGGCUACAACGAACAACAAGCGUUUUAUCUAAAACUUGUCAAAUCCAACCUCGAUGACGAGACACUCUCUGACCUUCGCGCAAUUAUUGCCGGAUGCACUGGCAGCAUCGAAGUAUCUCACCUCCCGUUCUGCACCAAGAAAGGAGCAGUUGUUCCAGACAGUUUUGGCAUUGACGAGUACUUGAAAGAUUGCUUGCAUGUCCAUGUCACGGACGCCAUCGUGCUUGAUGUGUAUAUGAAGUGUGAAAAUGUUUCCGUGCCGAGAAGUUCCGGUGAUACAAUUGGCAUUAGUAGAGUCAUUGAAAGCGGCAAACUUGCGGGAUUAAAGCAAGAGGUUGACGAGACUACGUUCAAGUUGCUAACGGGUACCAAUUCAAAAUAUAUUCCUGAGCUUGAGGAGCAAGACUGGUCUGUCGUCGUUGAGAGUAACUCACUCUGCUAUGGCAUCUGUGUGAUACGUGCGAAGACCGGUAAUGUUGCCGUUGGUGUCGAGAAGGCUCGGUAUCCAGCCUUUCGAUUGAAGAAGAGGACGAUCUUGUCAGACAACAUUACCAACACAUCCUUGCAAGACGUCGAAAUGGACCUGCGUAUUCCAGAGUACAUCAUUGACGACAAGUCAUACAUCUCGGUCUACGAGACGGAGAGCGCCGCACAGUUGGCAAUGGUUACGUCGGCAUUCUCGGAGGCUGACGUUGAAGCAGCAGGAUCUGGGUCCUUCUGGGGAUGUUCGCUGGCAGCGAAAGCGGGCUACGGACAGAAGGUGGCCAUUCAAAACGCUAUGCAAGCACGCAAAACCAGUAAACAGGGACAGUUUCCACGAGCGACACUUCUCCUAGAUGAGCGUAGUUUGGAGUUGACACAACAAUGUCAAAAGGCUAUAUGCAACGUCGUCGAUGGUCCAUCUUUGACGCAAUUCCUAGAUGACUACGGUGAGUUCUUCAGUCGGAGAGUUCAAGUUGGCGGCCGACUCUUCGCCACUGAAGAUGUUAUCGCCGCCGAAGUAGGUAGCAGCAAAGAGACUGCCAACUCAAUGAAAGCCGCCGCUUCCCUAUCAUUCACACUUUGGGGCUUGGGUCCAUCCGGAUCUUCAUUGCUUGAACAAAAAGGUUCCGGAGCGGCCAACAGCACCACCAGCUGUACGAGUAAAACGCUGGCGUGGCAGGCGAACGGCGGAGACACUUUGCUCGCGAACAGUCCCAGAGAAUGGACACCUACGGUGGCGUACCAUUGGAAUUGGAGAAUUACUCAGCAAGAUCGAGUCUGUACACUCAUCGAUUUGCUGAAUAAGUUUGAGGGUCAGCGUGGUCUCGUGGACAAAGUCAAGGCGUAUGACCCAAAGACGUCGCUCGGUAUCAGCCCUGGGAAACACAAGAGGUUCACUCUGAGUGCUGAUGGGGUUGCCAACGGAAGAUAUCUUGUGGCUUUCAGACCGGCCACCAAAAAUCUCACCCAUACGGCCGAAAUUUUCAACGCAGCCAAAAAGGGCUGCAUGCCUCCAGAGCCAUGUCUGUCAAACAGGGGCUGUGUGUUCAUGGGGCCAAAGGAAGCUCUGCGAUCCCCAAUUGAACUGGCCCUUCAAGCAGAUACUACCAAUUGUUCAGCAGCGACAACUCUCAACUAUGGCACCGAGUACUACGUGAAACAUGUAGCCACAGAUACCUGGAUCGGGUUUUUGGACGGUGUGGGUGGAAUGCGACCGCUGUUUGCCGCGUCGUCAAAAGAAGCCCGUGUGAAGUUCAUCAACCCUGACGAUACAGAUAGCACAUCGGAGAUUGUGUCCAAUGGAAAAGUUAAGCUGGAAAUGCAUUGGAGUUCCAAAGUGCUGUAUCUUUACGAUGCGGUGGAGGAUCGAGUCCAUGACCACGCAUAUCUGUGUGCGACAAAAGACAACGAGACAUCAAGGGUUGCUCAGAUUAUGCGAGUGAGGUAUUAA
This is a messenger RNA of Pochonia chlamydosporia 170, 2025 nucleotides long. Its product is annotated as membrane attack complex component/perforin. Bases 1 to 2025 code for a protein of 674 amino acids. The transcript has 15 exons. Lineage: Eukaryota; Fungi; Ascomycota; Sordariomycetes; Hypocreales; Clavicipitaceae. The record is from RefSeq and is a predicted model, not a curated record.